UUUUCCCUUCGCUACGAAUAGGACAGCUUACCUUAGUAACGGCCAAAAUGUAUGGAUCAUUUGAAGGUUCUAGCACCCUUCCUACAAACACCAGUGCAGCAGCCCUCAACUCUGCUACAAAUGGGACUAAUAUAUUUUUCCAGGGUUUGCAGCUGUUGCAGCGACUAAAAUUGCUGAUCAUCCUGUUGUACACAGGUGUGGUCAUUAUUGGGAUGGUAGGCAACUGCCUCCUGGUCCAUGUCAUUUUGCAUGUCAAGAAGAUGCACAACGUCACCAACUUCCUCAUUGGGAACCUAGCCCUUUCUGAUGUGGCCAUGUGCACAACAUGCGUCCCACUUACUCUUGCCUAUGUGUUUGAGCCAAGGGGCUGGAUUUUUGGCAGCACAAUGUGCUAUUUUGUCUACUUCAUGCAGCCGGUGACUGUUUAUGUCUCCAUCUUCACCUUGGUCACCAUUGCAAUUGACCGGUACAUUGUCAUUAUACACCCUCUGCGACGCCGCGUCUCCCUUCAGCUUAGUGCUUAUAUGAUCCUCUUUAUCUGGAUUUUGUCCUGUUGCUUAGCCUUGCCAGCUAUGGCACAUACCUAUUAUGUGGAGCUGGAUAAGCAAGGCGUCAUCCUGUGUGAGGAGUUCUGGGGGGAGCAAGAGCACCAAAGACAAACCUAUGCUUUGUGCCUGCUCCUCAUCACUUAUUUUUUCCCUUUGCUGGCCAUCCUAAUUUCCUACAUCAAGAUCUCCAUCAAACUGAAAAACAGGGUGAUGCCAGGGAGUGUCACUAAAAACCAGGCAGACUGGGACAGAGCCAGGAGGAAGAGGACCUUCUGCUUGCUGGUCAUGGUAGUUGUGGUCUUCGGAGUUUGCUGGCUUCCCCUUCACGCCUUCAACUUCAUCCGAGACAUUAACAUCAACGCAAUUGAUGCGUAUUAUUUCAGCCUUAUCCAACUAGUUUGCCAUUGGUUUGCUAUGAGUUCUGCUUGUUAUAACCCCUUUAUAUAUGCCUGGCUUCACGAUAGCUUUAGGGAAGAACUUAAAAAAUUACUUGUCUGGCCCAGGAGAGUAGUUCCCUCUGGGCAAAGUGCAACUGUAAGUGUUGUUAUCUGAUCAAUAAAUGCCCCUGGUCUCAUGGCUGUCAAGAGUUUAAUGGUUCUGUGUUGAAAACAACAGUAUUUUUGUGUAGAUACUAAAAGCAAAGCAAAGCAAAACAAAUGUCAGGCACUGUAAAGCAAACACACAAACACACAGGCACAAAGAAUCAGGACUAUUCACAAAGGUUGCGGCACAAAUGAUUUAUUGAACCCUCUGCACAAGAACCUGGUUAACUAAUGGUCAGCCA
This is a messenger RNA of Thamnophis sirtalis, 1332 nucleotides long. Its product is annotated as prolactin-releasing peptide receptor-like. The record is from RefSeq and is a predicted model, not a curated record. Gene Ontology annotation, cellular component: plasma membrane; neuron projection. Gene Ontology annotation, molecular function: neuropeptide binding; neuropeptide Y receptor activity. Gene Ontology annotation, biological process: G protein-coupled receptor signaling pathway. NCBI's taxonomy places the organism in Eukaryota, Metazoa, Chordata, Lepidosauria, Squamata, Natricidae.